AUGGGGGAUGGAAUGAGCCGCGGGGGCGGGACUGGGGGAGGCUGCUUCCCACCCCAGGCUGCUCCCUACCCGUGGCUGCUCCCCAGCCCAGGCUGCUCCCCGCCCCAGGCUGCUUCCUACCUAGACCCAGCAGCCUCUGCCUCUGGCCUCACCCCUCCAGUAGCUGGGUUAGACCUGCGAGUCCAGGAGCCCGUGGAUUCUGGAACAGCCCCCGCCAGCGCCCUAGAUGGAGGUAUGAUCCGGAGACCUUUCUCAGGGACCCUGCUGCUGCCCCCUCUGUCCAGCCCCCUCACGUCCUCAGGGGAGGCAGAGUCUGAUGCCCAUGUGGUUUUCACCAUCGGAACUCGAGGGAUCGAGAGAAGCCAGGGCCCAACUCAGAGCAGCUUCGACCUGGAAAAUGGGCUCGCGAGCUGCAGAGGCCCCUUGGACCUCCAGCCCCCUGGCCAGCAAGGCCAGCGGCGCGAGUCCUUCCUGUACCGCUCCGACAGUGACCAUGAGCCUUCAUCGAAGGCUGUGUCCCGGAACUCCUCGGUGGCCAGUGAUCUACAUGGAGAAGACAUGAUUGUCACGCCCUUCGCACAGGUUCUGACCAGUCUCAGAACGGUCCGCAACAACGUGGCCACCCUUGCCCAUAACCCAGGCAGCGCCACCAGGCAGCCACUCUUGGGGACCCCUCCGUGUAGCAGCCAGCUGGCCGCCCCCACAGAGGACGCUGGGCUGCAGCUGGCGCAGGAGACGCUGGAGGAGAUGGACUGGUGCCUGGAGCAGUUGGAGACACUGCAGACGCGGCGUUCGGUGGGAGAGAUGGCGUCCAACAAGUUCAAGCGCAUGCUCAACCGCGAGUUGACCCAUCUGUCGGAAACCAGCCGCUCAGGGAACCAGGUGUCGGAGUACAUCUCCCAGACCUUCCUGGACCAGCCGGCGGAGGUGGAGCUUCCCAGGCUGCCCACCGAGGACACGCGGCCCAUGUCCCGGAUCAGUGCCCUGCGCGGGCCCCGCCCCUCCAGCCUCCCCACAACUGCCGUCCCCCGCUUCGGGGUCCAGACCGAUCAGGAGGCGCAGCUGGCUAAGGAACUUGAAGACACCAACAAGUGGGGACUUGAUGUGUUCAAAGUGGCUGAGCUGAGCGGGAACCGGCCGCUCACAGCCGUCAUGUUCAGCGUCUUCCAGGAAAGGGACCUCCUCAAGACGUUCCAGAUUCCGGCGGACACGCUGCUGACGUUCCUGCUCACGCUGGAGGCUCACUACCACGCUGACGUGGCAUACCACAACAGUGUGCAUGCUGCGGACGUGGCCCAGUCUGUGCACGUGUUGCUGGGCACCCCUGCCCUGGAGGCUGUGUUCACAGAUCUGGAAGUCUUGGCGGCUAUCUUUGCAUGCGCUAUCCACGACGUGGACCACCCGGGCGUCUCCAAUCAGUUUCUCAUCAACACCAACUCGGAGCUGGCGCUGAUGUACAAUGACAUGUCGGUGUUGGAGAACCAUCACCUGGCGGUGGGCUUCAAGCUCUUGCAGGCAGAAAACUGCGACAUCUUCCGGAACCUCAGCGCCAAGCAGAGACUGAGUCUGCGCAGGAUGGUCAUAGACAUGGUGCUGGCCACAGACAUGUCUAAACACAUGAGCCUCCUGGCCGAGCUCAAGACCAUGGUGGAGAUGAAGAAAGUGACCAGCCUCGGGGUCCUGCUCCUGGACAACUACUCCGAUCGUAUCCAGGUUCUACAGAGCCUGGUGCACUGCGCCGACCUCAGCAACCCCACCAAACCGCUGCCGCUCUACCGCCAGUGGACUGAUCGCAUCAUGGCCGAGUUUUUCCAGCAGGGUGACCGUGAACGCGAGUUGGGCCUGGACAUCAGCCCCAUGUGUGACAAGCACACUGCCUCUGUGGAGAAGUCCCAGGUGGGAUUCAUUGACUACAUCGCCCAUCCGCUGUGGGAAACAUGGGCUGACCUGGUGCACCCUGAUGCUCAGGAGCUGUUGGAUACUUUGGAAGACAACAGAGAGUGGUAUCAGAGUCGGAUACCAUGCAGCCCCACUCACACCGUGGGCCAAGAGCGCUGUGGUCCUGACAGGUUCCAGUUUGAGCUAACGCUGGAGGAGGCUGAGGAGGAGGAGGAGGAAGGACUGGCUCAGCACUGAGCAUCCAGUCCUCAGAGUCACCCAGCACUUAGCCUCUGUCCUCCAAGACCAGCCCGGAGCACAGGGUAGACCCGACAAGAUUUUGGGCUAGCCUAGCAUGGACCAUGAAGUCACAGUCACGCCCUUUGGGCGCCUAUUGAUACUGGUGACUUCUGAAGUGAUUUCUGCCGUGUCAGCUUCUCUUUUCACCUGUCAAAGUGCACAGCCGAAAUUUACACAUAGACAAAUCUUGGGUUCCAUUUGGAAGCCUGUGGCUGGGGUCCACUCUGACCUCAGGCUUGGCUGGAAUGGGAUUGGCAUCUGGGUGGCGCCUCCUCUUGCCUCUCUGUCCCGCUUCUGUCGGCUUUGGUUGGCUUCGGUCUGCUAGGGCUGGGGCUCUCUGUGGUUUCCGUUUGUUUGUUUAGCUUCUUUUUGACGCUGAAGAUGGAAACCUGGGGUCCCACGUGCUCUGUGAGCAGAGUGGCCCUAGCCCCAACAUCACUAUUUGCGUCCUUUGAUGUCAAUAGGUGUCCGGCCUCCAACCGUCCAAUCACAGACCUUUACUGAUUCUCCCCAGGGAGAAUCCCUUUGUAAAUAGAGACAGGGAGCAGCCCCCACUGAAGUCUAGUGUCUUCUGACGCCAGAGACUGCAAGACUCUUCGUGGAUACUGAGAGGCAGGUGGCCCUCUGAGAAGAACCCGCAGGCCUCCGACUCCCUAUGGUUUGUUCACACAGCCAUUGAUACAGCUGGUAGGGGUCCCCCCUGUAGUAACCUGGGGAUCAAACCAGUGUGGAGGGUCUCAGCAUACUCAACUGUGGGUCCCCAGAGUCAGGAGGAGGAGGGGGAGGGUACUAUGCGAGUACAAGAGAGCUGGGGCGUGGCUCUGGGGUGGAGCCCCUGCCUAGAAUCCUCCAGUGAGGGGCUGGGGGCUUGGCUCUGGCUUAGUACAGCUUUAGCGUGUGGGAAGACCUUAGUUUCAGUUCCAGCACUGUAAACAUAGAAUAGACCUUGUCAGGGAAACUGAGUCACAAGCCACCCCUCAUGCCUUCUCACAGCUUCCGUACACAGAAUGGGCGCUGAACGCGGGCGUCUUCUGGGUACUGUAUGACUACCGUGUAACUGCUUCCCUGUUUACCGUUAUUUUCUGGCUUUUAAGGGCGCCUGCUGCCUGUUCUGACGUCCAGCUCUAUGAGCAGAGGACAACGAAGUGACUUUUUUGCUUCUGCCUCCCAAGUGCUUGGCUGGGGUGACAGGCAUGCGUCACAGGGCCUUCCCCCUUCCCUGUUCCCUCUGGGAAGGUGCCAGGGUGGCAGGGCAGACCAGGGAGCCGGGGGCAGCCCAGGGUGGCAGGCGACUUCCUCUGUAGACAUCAUGCCUCCAGCUCUUUGUCCCCCGGGGGUACAGAAAGCCCUCUGGGGUCACACAUGGAAGGCUUCCUCCUCCAGAUGUUUUAGGGGCUACCCUUAGAGAUUUCCUGUUAAACAAAGUAGUAUGUGUUCUCUGAGGGGGAAUUUGGAAAUCACACAAAAGUAUAAAUAAAAUAAAUUAUUGGGCCAGCAAGAAGGUUCAGCAAGCCAAGACAUUUGCUCCCAAGCCCCACGAUGUGAGCUCAGUCCCCAGGACUCUGUGGUGAAAGAGAGAACCAGCUUCCGCAGGGUGUCCUCUGACCCCCCAGCUUCCGCAGGGUGUCCUCUGACCCCCCAGAUUCCGCAGGGUGUCCUCUGACCCCCCAGCUUCCGCAGGGUUCCUCUGACCCCCCAGAUUCCACAGGGUGUCCUCUGACCCCCCAGAUUCCGCAGGGU
Molecule: messenger RNA, 3918 nt
Organism: Microtus oregoni (creeping vole)
Lineage: Eukaryota; Metazoa; Chordata; Mammalia; Rodentia; Cricetidae
Gene: Pde4c
Product: phosphodiesterase 4C
Exons: 17
Coding region: 1-2136 (711 amino acids)
Biological process (GO): signal transduction
Cellular component (GO): cytosol; perinuclear region of cytoplasm; nucleus
Molecular function (GO): 3',5'-cyclic-AMP phosphodiesterase activity
Source: RefSeq, a predicted model, not a curated record